Dunckerocampus dactyliophorus (ringed pipefish) is the source of this 7042-nucleotide messenger RNA. RefSeq names its product phosphofurin acidic cluster sorting protein 2 (gene pacs2). Bases 573 to 3194 code for a protein of 873 amino acids. The record is from RefSeq and is a predicted model, not a curated record. Gene Ontology annotation, biological process: protein localization to plasma membrane. Lineage: Eukaryota; Metazoa; Chordata; Actinopteri; Syngnathiformes; Syngnathidae. The transcript is spliced from 24 exons. Gene Ontology annotation, molecular function: transmembrane transporter binding.
UAGAAAUGAAUGUGGUAGUUCCACUCUCCUCCACCUGGGGGCAGUGUAUUACGGUACUGUUAAAACUAGAAUUUUAUGUCGAAUAGCCACAUAGAGAUGUGAAAUGUGUUAAUUGAAUGGCUACGUUUGUAACCUGAGCUGUUUGCGUCAACACGUUAGCGAAGUUCAAAGGUCAGGGUUCAUAAUGCAUUGGGACAAAGAUUGUGACGUCAUUGACGACAAAGCAGGUGAGGAAGCAACGUUUCCGUUUGAUUAUCUUUUAUGCAUGCUUUUGUUUGCAGUGAUAUAUUUUUCUUAAAAAUGCAUAUAAAUGUUAUGUUAACAUAAUCUUUUGAUAGUUUUUUUUCAAAGUGUUUUCCAGCUCCGCCCCUCAUAGGCGGGACCGUGUAGCGGCGUGGUGGGCACAAGAAGCCCCGCGGCCAGAGUCGCUCCUCUCCGGCUACCACUGCGCCUCCAACGGCGGGGAGGCGCCGCUCAGCCUCGGCGCCCGCACUUGUGUGACCCGGGGAUUAGCCGCCGGUCUCCGGAGGAACCUGACGAACACGCCCGCCUCGCUCGCCCACUUCGGGACCAUGGCGGAGAGAAGUGGCCGGCUGAGCUUCCCCGGCAGCGGGAAUGUCAACAGACCGGUACCGAUGAACUUGUUCGCAACCUGGGAGAUAGACGGAUCCUCCCCAAACUGCAUCCCGAGGUUGUGCAGUUUGACUGUGAGGAAGUUGGUGGUGACGAGAGAACUGGACAAGGAACUCAUCUCCGUGGUCAUCGCCGUCAAAAUACAAGGCUCAAAGCGCGUUCUGAGAUCCCACGAGAUCGUGUUGCCACCCAGUGGGUUCGUGGAGACAGAUCUGGCCCUCAGCUUUUCGCUGCAGUACCCACACUUCCUCAAGCGAGAAGGCAACAAGCUGGAGGUCCUCCUGCAGAGACGCAAGCGCUACAAGCACCGAACCAUCCUGGGCUACAAGACGCUGGCGGCGGGCUCUGUCGACAUGGCCGAGGUGAUGCAGCACCCCACCGAAGGAGGACAGGUUCUUCCUCUCUACAGCGACCACAAGGACCUUCUGGGCAAGGUGGCAGAGAUCUGGAUCUUCUCGCUGUCCAGUCAGCCCAUCGACCACGAGGACGCCGCCCCGCAAGGACGGAUGGCCAAAUGUCCCGACAACUACUCAGAGGAAGAGUACGAGAGCUUCUCCUCGGACCAGGAGGCCAGCGAUGAUGCUGUGCAAGCGCAGGAUCUGGAGGACAACGAGUACGACGUACGCAAGUCGAAGAAGCAGAGGAGGUCCAUCGUCAGGACGCCAUCCAUCACCAGACAGCAGAACUUCAAGCAGAAAGUGGUCGCCCUCCUCAAGAGGUUCCGAGUGUCUGAUGAGGUUCUGGGCUCUGAGCAGGAUCCAGGUGAGGUUCCUCCUGAGGUGGAGGAAGAGGAUCUGGAUCUGGACAGUGUGGACUUUGACAACGCCAGCAACAGUGGACCGGAAGUGGACGACGACGAGGACAGCGUACUCAGCACACCCAAACCCAAACUCAAGCCGUACUUCGAGGGUUUGUCUCUGUCCAGCUCGCAAACAGAAAUCGGGAGCAUCCACAGCGGCCAUCGUGGACCAGCCAGUCCGGCGGAGCCCGAUAAAAGCAGGCGUGGGGUCGGUGAGGACGAGUCUGACGGCGUUUCCUACGAGCAUCCCGAGGCUGUGACGCCCACCGCCGAGCUAGAGAUGGACAACAUGGACACCUUUCUGGACACGCUGCCCACCGGUGGCAAGAUGGCCAAGGCAGAGUCGCUCAUCCUUUCCUCCACCAGUCAGGAGCCUAAGAUGGCAGGAAGGCGAGGUCGCAGCACGUCCUUGAAGGAGCGUCAGCCCAGCAGGCCUCAGAACGAGCGCGCCAACAGUUUGGACAACGAGCGCGCUCUGGACACUCGCAGCCACCUGCAAAUCCCAAGAAAGACGGUGUAUGACCAGCUGAACCACAUCCUGGUAUCUGACAAGCAGCUUCCUGACAGCAUCAUCCUCAUCAACACGUCCGACUGGCAGGGCCAGUACCUUUCAGACGCGCUCCAGAACCAGUGCCUGCCCGUGGUCUGCACCUGCAGCGCGGCCGACGUCCAAGCUGCUUUCAACACCAUCGUGUCCCGCAUCCAGCGCUUCUGUAACUGCAACUCCCAGACACCCGACCCCAUCAAGAUUGCGGUGGCGGGAGCGCAGCGGUACCUGAGCACUGUGCUCCGUCUCUUUGUGGACCACCUGACCCACAAGACCCCCGACUGGCUGGGAUACAUGAGGUUCCUCAUCAUCCCGCUCGGUGCACUUCCUGUGUCCAAGUACCUGGCCUCCGUGGACCACAAAUACUACACUUUGUUCCACGACGCCGCGUGGAAGGACCUCUUUCACAAGACCCAAGCUCCUCUUGUCGCCCAGGAGAGUCCAGACGUGGUGUCCAGGGUGAAGCAGUACCUGUUGGGGGCCAACGGAGCCCACCAGCUUCCCAUCGCUGAGGCAAUGCUGACCUACAAACACAAGAGCCUCCAUGAGGACUCAUGCCAGAAGUUCAUCCCGUUCAUUGGGGUGGUGAAAGUGGGAAUUGUGGAGUCGUUGUCAGCAACAUCAGGAGACUCGGACGACGCGGCGCCAGUGGGAUCCUUGCUGCUCGCCACACCACCUCAGGUGUCACCCGCCCUCAAAGAGGCUCCGCCCACCCUGCCCUCCUCGCCGUCCAUCAACACCGGCUUAUGUGCAUACAGCUCUGCAGGAGGUCAGACGGAGCUGAUGGGUCUCCAGGUGGACUACUGGGCAGCGCCCAGUGAGAGGAAGAAGGACGUGGAGAAGCGUGACUCCUCCAGCAAAAACACGCUCAAGUGCAAUUUCCGCUCGCUGCAGGUCAGCCGGCUGCCUGCGGGGGGCGCCGAGUCCAGCGGCCAGCCCACCAUGUCCAUGACAGUGGUGACCAAGGAGAAGAACAAAAAGGUCAUGUUCCUGCCAAAAAAGAGCAAAGACAAGGAGGUGGAGUCCAAGAGUCAGGUGAUCGAUGGCAUCAGUCGCCUCAUCUGCACUGCCAAGCACCAGCAGACCAUGUUGACAGUGUUGAUUGACGGGGCGGAGUGGAACGACGUCAAGUUUUUCCAGCUGGCGGCGCAGUGGUCCUCACACGUCAAGCACUUCCCCAUGGCGAUCUUCGGGCACACAACAGGCUCGUUCUAGAGUGAAAAAGCAAGGCACUGUAGAAGACGCGAGCAGCACAAGUCUACAUUGUCAUGUUUUUCUUUUUCAUUGAGCAUAACAACCUCUGCUUGGUUGCUUUUCUAAGAUUCCCAUAACCUCAGCUGGAACCUGCCCGUCAACGGCAGGCAUCAUCCUCUCUUUCUCUUGGAUUUCAAGCACACGUGACUCAAGGAUAUAUUUGUGCAAACAAGGAAGAAGACUUGCCAAGUAUUUUCUAGCCAAGAAAAGUGGGAUUGUGUGUGUUUUACCCUCAUGUGCGCUAAUAACAUGAAUCAUAAUAACUAGGUGAGCUUUUUGUCUCGCUAAUGUGAGCUUUUUGCUAAGAAUAAGAAACAUUUAGCUAAGUGGUACACGACAAGUCAUAGCACACAACACGAGUUACUCCCCAUGCUUAAAGACAAACGUUGAAGGUUUUGUAUGCCUUGUUGACCAGCUGUAGCGGAGACGACUGCACUAGUUGGCUUAGCGUCCGUGUGUGGUGUAGCGUGAUCCCACAUGCUAAUUGCUCACUUCUGAGCACUCAUAUGCUUCAUUCUCUGAGCGUAUGGUGUGUUCACACUGGCAGCAAAGAUCAGCAUACUGUAUGUCCGAGCACGUGCUCUGAGAUUUGGAAAGACAAGAUGGCCCAAGUAGCUGAGGUCAAAGGUCCGUGUUCCAUCCAAAUGCUCUACAGUCCAAACGUAGAGAUUGUUGAAGAAAAAGUGCAUCUCAGCUUUGUGAUAGAGGUGAAAAAGCCCAAUAUCAACUUCCCCGGUGUUCCGCUCUUUGUCUGGCCCGUCACCUAAGCAAAAAUAUCUUCUGUUCAUCUUUCAAAACGUGUUUUCCACUCUGUUGGGCUAUUAGUCUUCAAGUUGCUAUGGACGUUCUGUGCAGUCAACCCACUUAUACUCUACUCCCAUGAAAGAGGGACAAAUGACAGGGCAGGAUUAUACUGUAUAUAUUUGUACGUAUUAGCAGCACCAAAUGAACUCAAAUGUAAAUCAAGUUAAGAGAUGGCACGCGUCUGGAAAUCUAUUUACCUAACACUGCUUUCUUUAACAGCACAACAUUUGAAUGACACUUUAACCGUGUUUUUAUGAGCAGUGCGGAGUUGCGUUCAAAGACACCACAUCAUUUAAGUUGAAUUCACAUGUUUUCAGUGAAUUUUCUGGGAUUUCCGAGCACGCUUUAAUGCGGCAAAUGGUACUUCCUCGUGAAGAGUUACGAAGCGAGUGAUAAGAAUAUCCACUUCUUGAUUUUUAUUGCAUUUCUGUUUAUUUAGACCAGCCAUACACGCAUAAGAAGGAUCUUUAUGUGAUGUUCAGAGUGUCAGUGAACGCAUCUCGCGGUCUGUCACCUGACAAUGACGAAGUGUUGUUGCAAUGAAUAGACUGGAGACGUGUUUGUUUGGAGUAGGAGAUGCACUGCUGUUGAUGUGUUCCAGGUAAGAAUAAAGUUCUAAAAGAGCGUCUGACACUGUGUGACUGUGGGGAGCUACACUGUUCCGUCGUCAGUCGUCAUAACAGCGAGCCGUGGCUUGCCAUGGUGCGUGUGCGUCAGUUACACUAAGAAAUGUUACGCGAUUAAUGAAAUAUAUUAGUUACGCUGUUAACUUGCUAUUUUUGUCCUCCAUAAGAACUAUGAGAUGAAAAGUUAAAGAUCCAUCCAUCCAUUUUCUUCCGCUUAUCGGGUCACAGGGGCAGCAGUCUCAGUAUGGAAGCCCAGACUUCAGUCCCCGACCACCUCCUCCAGCUCCACCGGGAGGACACCAAGGCGUUCCCAGGCCAGCUGUGAGACAUAAUCCCUCCAGCGUGUCCUAGGUCUGCCCCGGGGCCUUCUGCUGGCCAGGCGUGCCCGAGGCAUCCGGACUAGAUGGCCAAGCCACCUCACCUGGCUCCUCUCCAUGUGAAGGAGCAGCGCCUCUACUCUGAUUCCCUCCUGGAUGAGCGAGCUCCCCACCCUAUCCCUUAGAGGUCCGGUACGGAGACCAUAUUACUGCAGACACCGCACCGAUCCGCCUGUCGACCUCACGCGACAACCUUCCCUCACUCAUGAGCAAGACCCCGAGAUACUUGAACUCCUCCACCUGGGGCAGGACCUCACUCCCAACCCGGAGGGAGCAAUCCACCCUUUUCCCGCCGAGAACCACGGCCUCGUAUUUGGAGGUGCUGAGUCUCAUCCCAGUAAAAGCUGAAGGUCACAGCCCGAUGAGGCCAUCAGGACCACAUUGUCAGCAAAUAGCAGAGACCAGAUCCUAAGGCCCCCAAACUGGACUCCCUUGAUGCAGAAAAUCUGUGCAUGAAAAUGAUGAACAGAACGGGUGACAAAGGGCAGCCUUGGUGGAGGCCAACGUUCAGCGGAAACAGGCUGGACUUCCUGCUGGCAAUGCCCACCAGGCUCCUGCUCCGCUUCUACAAGGACCCAAUGACACUUAGUAGCGCCACCAAUCCCGUACUCCCGUACCCACAGCACACCCUUCUUGAAAAGGGGGACCACCACCCGGUCUGCCAAUCAACAGGUACUGUUCCCCACUUCCACACAGUGUUGAAGAGACGUGUCAGCCAAGACACGACGAAUGAAUUCAAUGUAGGCUUCAUCUUUAUUUAAUUUAGGCACCAAACGUGAGGGAAAAGGAACCCCCCGUCCUCCGGGCCCAACAAUGACAACAUAUCGCCCAUCAAAUCCACGGCCAUGCCGUCGCCCAGCUUGGCAGCAAAAGCGGUCUGUCCCCCCUCCUACGCAGGCGACCCUGAGCAGAAACUGCUUGAGCGCGUCAAAUUUGCCCACAAGUGGAGGUGCACCAAACAGCAGUGCAGUGGCGGAACCAGAAAUGUUUCAUUGGGGUGGCCAAGGUGAGACCAUUACUCAUAGGGGUGGCAAUAAGUUGUUACCUGAAUUGUCUAGAUCAGGGGUUGGCAACCCGCGGUUCUGGAGCCGCAUGCGGCUCUACAGCCUCCUUGUUGCGGCUCCCUUUGCUGAACUGGGUGAUUUUCUUUUUAACACCGAAGAAGGGAAAGUGCAUUUUGGAAAAGAAUGAAAUGUCUGACUCAACGCAAGUCCGUGAAUGCAUCUAGACUGCGUCUGACUACUGAUUGGCUGAGCAAGGGAAGGGGAGGUAGGCUAGUGUAUGCGAGUCUCACUGGCGAGAAAAAAAGUUGACCGAGUUUGGAGUUGAGUAUGAAGCAAGUUACUGCACAGUAAAAUCAAAGUAUAGAAUUUAGGAGAGCAUAGCAAUAUGUUUCAUAACGAGAAGCGCGCUGUAGCUAUGUGUUGGGAGCCCGUGACACGCUAAUGGCCGAGGUGGUGGCGACUCCGGGAGAGGCGGAUAGUGUGCUGCGGGAGCUGACGGUGUCACCCGGCCUGUGACUGCUGUGAGGCGGGCACAACAAUACGUUUCACUUUUACGUCUCCACAUACCAGUCCCUACAGUUGCUUUUGGGAAAAUAAAUCACCAGGAGGGUUUGGAAAGUCGCCAGAUUUAGCGAGAAAAUGGCCGAGUUGGCAACACUGGGCUGCACGUGAUGUCGUAAGGAGGGGAAAGCCUUCACAGAUGGAGAAUACAUGAAAAAAUCGUUGAUGAAAAUAUCAGCAUCUAUUCUUGAAAUUAGAAAACAAGGAAGAAAUGAUUGAGAAAGUGAAUGUCUCCCUUUGCAAAGACAUCAAGGGCAGGCUCACCAGAAUGGUUACUGAUGGCAAUUCAGCACAGGCAUCAACGCUAUAGAGCAAAGAACACAUGCAAAAAUGUGAACUCUGAUGAGCUUGUUCAUGUUAAAGUUGGCUACAUUUUGUUUUCAUUUGAAACAAAUACGGGAACCACUGAAAAAGGCGUUUAAAUGAUGUCAGAGUAG